AUGCAUAAAAACGAACGGUUGAAACGUCUCUACUGUAACAAGGAAGCAACGCACGAUACCAAAAAAAAUGAUAUCUCUAAGAAAGCUACAGAAGUCGAUCAUGUCAAUCUUUUGACUCAAAAACUUUCAAAAGCUAGGCAGGAAGCUGCCGAACUCGAGCUUGCGCACCAUUGGGUCCACGCGCGGCUCAGUUGCAUCGUUGGUCAAUCACCAUCUGUCCAAGCGAGUCUUCGGCAUGAAUUCUCGGGUACACCGAUCGCCUUAAACCACUUUGCUUGGCCAUUGCCAAAAAACUGGUUCCUCAAAGAAGCAUGGAAUAGUGGCUGUCCCAGCAAAUUAGUUGUAUUUGAUUUAGAUACAAUAAAGCAGUGUAAACAAGACGAUCAGAAUCAAAUAAAUUUGAACGAAAGUAUUAUUCUUCAGCCGUAA
Molecule: messenger RNA, 429 nt
Organism: Protopolystoma xenopodis
Lineage: Eukaryota; Metazoa; Platyhelminthes; Monogenea; Polystomatidea; Polystomatidae
Source: the annotation of a GenBank genome assembly